Messenger RNA from Oppiella nova, 306 nucleotides. The record is from the annotation of a GenBank genome assembly. NCBI's taxonomy places the organism in Eukaryota, Metazoa, Arthropoda, Arachnida, Sarcoptiformes, Oppiidae.
AUUGUGUUUAAUAUAACCAUAAAUCGCAAACCAAUUGAUAUCUCAAUGUCUUCAAUGGGUUUGGGAAAGAAACGUAGUCUUAAUGUCAGUGAUUAUCACAUCCAAUGUCAAGAGAAACCAUUGAAAUUAGUUAAACGAGAGUAUGAUAGCGAUUACAAUGACUACACCUCUCAAGACACCACUUCCUCGAGAGCCCAACACAUCCAACCCAUCAGACGCCACAACAAUCAGGGCGGAGGCGUUGAGGAGGCGUCACAACUAUUCUCUGGUGACCACAACAGUGUCAUCCGUAAGGGUAUCAUCAAU